UGUCUAAAGGUGUAACGACCUUAAGCUUUUAACAGAAGAGAAACGAUGGGUUCAGGUUCAGCCACUAUUCUACAGAGAUGGAUCCUUGAUUUUCAUAAACUAAUCUUCUGCCCCAAAUGCACUGCCAAUCAAACCCUAAACACAAACCAUCUCGUUGUAUCAGUGCCCAUUUCCAGAAGGAGUGCCAUAUUGCUCUCUUCAGUGCCUACUCUCACUCUCAUUCCACUGCCCCAUUUCUCUGAGGCGGGAGCCAGGGAGAGACGCAACAAGAAGACCAUCCCCAUUGAAGACUAUCUCACCACCCCCGAGGGAUUGAAGUACUAUGAUAUUGUGGAAGGGAAGGGUCCAGUAGCAGAGAAAGGAUCAACUGUACAGGUGCACUUUGACUGCAUAUAUCGUGGUAUUACUGCUGUUUCAAGUCGGGAGUCUAAGCUUUUAGCUGGGAAUCGCAUCAUUGCCCAGCCAUAUGAAUUCAAGGUUGGAGCUACUCCAGGGAAGGAAAGGAAACGGGAAUAUGUAGAUAAUCCAAAUGGUCUGUUUUCAGCACAAGCCGCACCAAAGCCCCCACCAGCUAUGUAUUAUAUCACAGAAGGAAUGAAAGUUGGGGGCAAGAGGACUGUCAUUGUUACUCCAGAGGCAGGCUAUGGGCAGAAAGGAAUGAAUGAGAUCCCGCCAGGAGCCGAAUUCGAGCUAAAUAUUGAGCUUUUGCAAGUGAUGCCACCCCCGGAGAAUUAAGGCCCACCUGCUGCAUUCCUACUUUCCAUUGAUUAAUAUAUUGGACUAUACAAUUUACAUUCGAGUUGCCCUUAUUCAUAAGUUAUAGCUAAUUAAACCAUGUGUAUGGGUGUGUCAUGAUUGUUUUAAUGUACUAAUAAUUAUUUUGUGUAAAUUUUUUCAAGUUCAUGUAUACAUCUUGAAUUCAUUUUUUUGGGUACCA
This is a messenger RNA of Gossypium raimondii (Peruvian cotton), 937 nucleotides long. RefSeq names its product peptidyl-prolyl cis-trans isomerase FKBP18, chloroplastic. Gene Ontology annotation, molecular function: peptidyl-prolyl cis-trans isomerase activity. The record is from RefSeq and is a predicted model, not a curated record. The coding region runs from base 46 to 735 and encodes 229 amino acids. Gene Ontology annotation, cellular component: chloroplast thylakoid lumen. The transcript has 6 exons. NCBI's taxonomy places the organism in Eukaryota, Viridiplantae, Streptophyta, Magnoliopsida, Malvales, Malvaceae.